ACUGGUUUAGUGGUUUACUAGGAGGCAGGGUUUUGCAGAGGCUUUUCACUGUUAUCUGGGUUCCAAACUCCCAAAUUCCAAUCGAGAGAACAAAGAAAUGGCAGCUACAAUUGCAUCGAGAUCUUCUUUUCUUCGUCCAAUUCUCCGAACAGCAACAACAUCGACAAUAGCAAGAACCAAAAUCUCAUUUUCAGGUCCAAGUUCUUCACUUCGAUCCAAUUUCAGUCUUCAUCAGACCCGGAUUUCUCCUCCCUCUCUUUCUCGGUUCGUUCGACGAGAACUAAGCACUCUUCAACCGCUUCACAGUGCGGUUGCAUCGGCUUGCCUUGUUUCCAAGCUUCCUUCCGAUGCUAAUAGUUGUGCUGAAGGUCGAUUUGCUAACUAUAUCAGUCCCAUCUAGUAGCAAGCGGUUGUAGAGGUUGAGUUUACUUCUUUCAUAGUAGCAGUGCUGCUUACUUCAUUCUAUAAUUCAGAACUCAGCUUUUCAGGGAAUCAAUUGGCUGAAUGUGUUUUAUUGACCUACAUUUAAUUAGUUGGUGGGUGUAAGUGACUCUUGUAAUCUUCUCAGGUUUUAAUGAUUUUAAUUUACAUUCAA
Molecule: messenger RNA, 595 nt
Organism: Gossypium arboreum
Lineage: Eukaryota; Viridiplantae; Streptophyta; Magnoliopsida; Malvales; Malvaceae
Exons: 3
Coding region: 98-400 (100 amino acids)
Source: RefSeq, a predicted model, not a curated record